Messenger RNA from Mesorhabditis spiculigera, 1104 nucleotides. The record is from the annotation of a GenBank genome assembly. NCBI's taxonomy places the organism in Eukaryota, Metazoa, Nematoda, Chromadorea, Rhabditida, Rhabditidae.
AUGCCGGCUCUGGUCUGGAUCCAUUUCGAGCCGAUCAGUGAUGUACAAGCUAAAUGUAAAUACUGUGGCGCGCUGUUGACAGUGAAUAAUGGAUCUACAAAGGGGCUCUGGACACACGUCAGUCGAAAGCACAAGGACGAGCACCUCAACUACAAUUAUGAGGCUGAUGAAGCGGUUGAGCAGAUGCAGGCAAUUGCUCAACAACCCAUCGUCCGCGGCGACGCCACAAGCCAUCCACAAGCCAAGGAAACGAAGCCGUCCGCAAACGAAAAGCGACAGUAUGUUUUGAACGUCCAGGAGGCAAUUAUCGGGUGUAGGAGCCGUGCUAAAAACAGCCCUCCAAAAGCGCAGCACAAUACAGCGACUCCAUUGGAUGAGAAAUUACAGCGAAACUUGACGGAGACGAUGUUGUUGGCAAAUGUUAAGCGGGAACUAAGUGAAUCGCCAAAGCUAACAAUAGCAACAGGACCUGAAGAAGAAGAGGAUCCGCCUCUGUUUCGGUCCAUUAAAAGGGAGAUUGUUUCUGACGACGAGGAGGAUGAGGCUUCUGGUUCUGAGAUCCGGCCGAUAAUUUUUAAUGGCAAGGGGAAGAAGCCUAAGAGUUAUCGUGAGGCUUUGCACGAGAUCUUCGAGAUUCCGGCAUACUUCGUUGUGCUCUACUUUUCCAGCGGCAAAAACCGCCAGUCCGAAAUGAGGUUCGGCUACAACAUUGCGCCGGAUAUGGAACACGUGGCCGGUGGAGAACCGGUGCCCUCGUUUAAUCUACCACCCCUUACGGAAGCUUUUCGAGCAACAGUCACGCGAGAUUACGAAAAAGCGAUUACCCUAGUAAGAGGCACAGUCAAAAGUGACCAUGCCUUCAAUGCAGAUGACCUUGAACUGCUAGACCAUGUUUUCGCCUGCGUUCUCAACACAAGUCACUACGAUGAAACGAUGAUUGAGGUAUGUUGGGAGUGGAUCGACGCCUUCGAGCGCCCACCCCGAUCUAUUGACCCUCGCGUCGUCUCCGCGCACACCAUUCAAAGUCAAAUCAACAAACAUGACAACACGCAAAAUGAGAGAUUUGAGGACAAGAAUCAGAUCGGCAAAGCAAUGAGUGUUGUG